Molecule: messenger RNA, 1695 nt
Organism: Henningerozyma blattae CBS 6284
Lineage: Eukaryota; Fungi; Ascomycota; Saccharomycetes; Saccharomycetales; Saccharomycetaceae
Exons: 1
Coding region: 1-1695 (564 amino acids)
Source: RefSeq, a predicted model, not a curated record
AUGAGAAUGAGCAAACGCAUAUUAAAGUAUUCUGUCAUAUUUAAUGGAAUAUGUAAAAUACGAUACAAUAAUACAGUUAAAUAUACAGUAUUUCCCCUGGCAUUAGUUGAAGCAGCACUAGUUGUUUCAUUUUCGACGUUCAAUUCUCUUUGGGCAUUUUUUACUAUAAUAUUGAGGAAGUUUUUAUUAAUUUUUAUUUCUUCUAUUAUAGUUGUAAUAAUAAAAAAUAUCUAUUUCCAUAUUGAUUAUAUUGUAUUUUCAAAAUUUUUAAUUCUAGAUAUUCUAUCCAAAUUAUUUUCUUUUAAAACAUUGAUUAUUCACUUAUCAUUUUCUAUUUCCAUUUUAAGUUAUAUUAUUUCAUUGAAUUCAAUAAUCACUUCAGAGAAAGCGUAUCAACUAAUAAUUUUGACACCAAUAAUCUACACAUUACAGCAUAUAAUUUUUGAUUUAGAUAGACCACCAUAUGGUUACACUUCAACAUUUAUUCAAAAUAACAAUAAUGGCUUUUAUUUUUUAAACAAUAGGAUAAUUAUUAAAUCGAUUCUAUUAUCUGCUUGCAAUUUCAUAUUAUCUAUAUUAUUUUGGUUAGAUUUUAAUUCUUUAAAUUUCAUAAUACCACUAUUAAUCUUCCUUCAUUUUGAAAUAAUUAUGCUAUCCUUUAAUAAUAAAAUUAUGAUGGGACCAAUUUAUAAGAACCAUUUAUUAUCAACCUAUUCGUCAUACCCUAUAAAAACUUUACUUGAUGGGUUAAAAUACAGGCCUAAUAGUAAUCAAGCAUUUGUAAGGGUAACAGCUUUCCAAGAGCUUUCAUUACGUGCUAUAUCCCUGGAUCCUAAUGAUCGUAAAGAGAUUUAUUACAUCAAAUACUUUAAUCCAAUAUUUAAGUUGUGUUUGGAUGUUAUUGAAAAUACAUACGAAGAAAUUAACGAGUAUUUGAUCACUUUAGAGCCAGAUGCAUAUAAGCUCGAUCGAAAUAGAAAUAAAAAAUUUACUCCAAAAUAUCGAUAUACUAAAUAUGGAUAUUCUAAUAUUGAAACUUCAAAUUCUACUUCAAUAAUUCAUAGUUUUGGGCAAAAAUUAAUGAAAUCUUUCAACAUUUUUUCCUUUAAUAAUGAAAAAAUUAAUAAAAAUAAAUUAGCAGAAAAAUUAGUUCCAAUACCUAUGUUAUUUACGUCAAGUAUGCUAUCAAUAACAAGUCUUUUAAUUGUUGGUAUUAAUUCAAAAGAUUCCUUAAUAUCAGAAUUAGUAAAAUUAUCAUUAAAUGAAUCAUUAAUUAAAAUCAAAAAUUCAAUUGGAGUGAUGGGAAACUGGGUUGAGAAAUGGGAAGAUUUAAAGAGAAGUAAUCUUAAAACUGAUGAAUUAGAAAAUGAAUCUAAUAAUAAUCAUAAUAAUCUCGAUUUGAUAUCAGCUUUAUAUGAAGUUUCAGUUGGAUCAUUCUUGGAAAUCAUUUCGGAAUGUAAAGAUUCAUUAAAUGAUGUAAUAUUGGAUGACGAUGUUGUUCAAUUAAGUAAAUGGGUCCUUGAGACUUAUUCGUAUAAAGACAACAAAUAUGAUGACUAUCUACAAAAUAAUGACAAUGAGUAUUAUCGUAAAGAUGCUUUUCGACCUGUAGAUGAUAGUUCUGUCCAAUGUUUUAUUGAUGAUGAUGAUGAUUAUGAAGAAGAAUAUCGUAAAUAUUUAAACGAUCCCUAUUAA